AUGGCUCCAAGUCGCCUUGCUGUUAUGAUGUUUUUUAUGUUUUUGGCUGAAGCCAAGCUCUACAGACCGUUCCAGUACAACCUGCACAAGACCGGCUCCGGUCAACACCACGACCCGGGGAAACCCACCAGCAGACACAAGAACCACUGUGCCUAUGUGGUUGAAAAGAUGGUGUCCUUCACCAUGCAGGAUGGGGUCGCCCCCUAUGUAAAGGCAGAAUACAACAAGUGCCCCUGGGGGCAGAAGUGUCCAACGCUCCUGUAUCGUCUGAUGUACAAACCCGUCUACAAAGCAGCGCACAAAACUGUUACAGAGCUGGAGUGGCGCUGCUGCCCAGGAUACUCCGGUUAUGGGUGUAUGGACGGACCUCCAGCUUAUCAGCACCCUGUGAAAAUGAUGCCUCCUUUCAAGGGCCAACAGUUCAAGGGCCUGCAGCUGAAAGGUCCGCUGUUCAAGGGUCCAGCCGUUUAUGCUGGCGGCAAAGCAAACACGUGGAGUCCACCCAAAGGACCCGGCAGCAGUCUGAACACCUACCCCACGCAUCACUUCAGGCCCCUGAUACCUGCCUCAUACCCCGAGACCUCCUAUGAGCCCUAUGAGCCCCAGCCACAGCCCGACCACAAGGAUCCACAUCACUCAGAACUAGAACCAGAAGCAGAGCAUGAACAUGACCCAGAACAUCGACAUGAACAUGAGAUUGAAGAACAGAUCCAAGAGGAGACGACUCCCCCUUCUGGAGGUGAAGAGAUUGAAGGCCGGAUGGCAGACGAUGAGACAGCGGAGCGUCUGGAUCGAAUGGAGGAUGAUGUAAGGCGUCUGAGCGAGGGCCUGGAGAACCUGCGGGGGACCGUGAAUGGACUGGAGGACAGUCUGCGAGCCUCACUGAGAGAGGAUGCCAACAGGAUGCUUUCUACACUUCUCUCCGCCGCCCCCAACCCCAUCGCUGCACCAGCGCUGGCCUCCAGUCACUCCGCUAUCGGCUUUGGCGACAUCCCCGGAGGAGGCCCUGAGGCAGAGGGCCUUGACGGAGGACAUGUGCUCCCCAACCUGGGGGAGCUCAGUGGAAGGCUGGAGGAGCUAAGAGCCGAGUUGCAAGCCAAGACGGCCGAGCUACAGGAGCUCCGAGCAACUGUGAUGGGUCACGAUGGAGCCCUGAAGACACUGUCGGGUGUGACAGGCACACAAUCGGGCAUGGCGGGGUCCCCGAUGGGAGACACCCAGAGGGCCAUGGAGAAGUUGGUGGACACCAAACUGAGCGGUACUCAGGCGGAGAUUCUGAGUGGGUUUGAGAAGCGGGUGGAGAGCGUGGAGGUACACUGUGAAGAGAAAGCCAGUGAGGUGCGUCGCCAGUGCCGGAGGGAGCAGGCCGAGCAGCAGGAGCAGAUGGAGCAGGCCAUCGAAGGCAGCGCCGUCGACCUGAGGAGAGAGCUGGGAGCCCUCCAGGCACAGAUCCAAGGUUUGACCACAACGGAGAGCUGCUGCAGUCAAACAGCCGGUCUGACGGAGAGGGUGCAGCUGCUGGAGCAGUCCAUGGCAGGACUCAACCAGUCCCAGAGACACCUUCAGGUGGCGCUGGGAGGACACACGGAUCACAUCCAGGGCAUCUUGGAGGGGCGGCUAGGUUACGUGGAGGCCAAGCUCAACCUGACUGGGAAGGUGAAAGGUGAUGAGACGCCGGGUAUGAGUGGUGUUUCGGUCGGACACGAGAUGGCGUACAGCCUGGAAGCAACAGUAGAAGGAAAGCUAAAGGCUCUGGAGGACUGUCUGCUAGCAGCCGUAGAAGAGCUGGGUAAUGCCACAGCCCCCGCCCUGCUGGAGGGCCAUGCUGUGCCCACUCUGGAGACCGAGCUGGAGUCCCUCAGGAAGAGGCUGGAGAUGGAUGUGGACAGAGUACAGAAACACCUGAGCAACCUGGAGGUCCUCUGCUCCUCUUCGUGUUCCUCCCCUUCCACUCCGCCUGCCAUCCAGGGCGAUGCCGCGGCAUCAAGUGUUAACCCGUCAGAGGAGGAGAGCAUGAAACAGAUGCUCAACUUGCAGCUGGAGCGUCUUGAGAGCCUCAACGCCACGCUGCAGAACCUCCUGCGCCAUCCGUCCUUCCGAGACCAGCAGGACGGAGAAGGGGAGGACUCCUCCAUCCAGGGUGAACUCACUAUUCUCAAGUUCAAUGUGCGCUCCAUCAAUCGCACACUGAAAGGCCUCCGGAACUCCGUUGGAGCUGUGGUCCACCAGAUGGGUGAAGCCAACAACACCUGGCUGGAGCGAGAGGAGCGGCUGGCACAACAGAUGAAGGGUGUGGUCCAGCUGGUGGGACGUCAGGCUUCCAUGUUGGGGGCUGGCGAGCGCAGACUGACCCGCCUGAAGGCUGAGCUGCAGGAGAUGAAGAGGCGGCUCGCCGGGGAGGUGCAGGGCUGCAGAAGUACGGCCCUCGGGAUCCAGAAAGAGGUCAUUGAGGUGGGAGGUCGCAUGGCCACUGUCGAGGACCAGUGCAAAGAUUUGACUCACAUAGCGGAGGACCUGGAGAGAAUAAGGGAGGAGCUGGAGAGACAAUCGGAUGGGCUCCUCUCUCAAAUCAACGGUACACUCUACAACCACGCUCAGCAGCUGUUGGACCUCAAAGACGGACUCAGAAACUGCACCUCAAAAGUGGAGCCCACCCAGAACAGUCUGGAGGUGGAGCCGGAACCAAGAAGAGGAGACACAUUUACUUUGAUUUAA
Lampris incognitus (smalleye Pacific opah) is the source of this 2715-nucleotide messenger RNA. RefSeq names its product EMILIN-3-like. NCBI's taxonomy places the organism in Eukaryota, Metazoa, Chordata, Actinopteri, Lampriformes, Lampridae. The record is from RefSeq and is a predicted model, not a curated record. Gene Ontology annotation, molecular function: protein binding. The transcript is spliced from 4 exons. Bases 1 to 2715 code for a protein of 904 amino acids. Gene Ontology annotation, cellular component: extracellular matrix.